AUGUCUCAAACUAAAGAUUCUAACGUCCCAGAGGUAACUGAAGAAAUUGAAACCAAGGAAAAUGUAAAUUCUAAAGCCCCGGGGGAAACCGGAGAUCGCCAAAUUCUAAGAGAAACAUUCUACUUUGUCGAAUUAAGAAAAAAGUUUAGAAAAUGGGAGAUGCUUCAGUCUUUGUCUUAUAUGAAUUUAAUUAUUACUACUAUCGUAUGCUUGGCCUCACUUGUGGUCGGCAUUUUCCUUUACAUCUCGUCGAAAAAUAGCCAAAAGUCAUCGGCCAGGAAUAUACUUUCGGCAUGUUUUUCCGGUGCAGUAAGCACGUUUAGUCUCACAGGAAGUCUGAUAGCUCUUAAGAGUUUAACCUUCAAGAGCAAAUUGGAUACUAUAAAUAAACUAUAUGCCGAAGAGUAUGAGUUGAAAAUUACUCGAAACAAAGAUAAUUGGACACAGAACUUAAAGAAAAAACAACUGAAUAAAUUAAAUCAUCAAGAGAAAGAAAUUUAUGCACGAUUAGAAUUAUAUUUCAUGGCAAAACUGGUUAAACACAUGCGACGUAUGUUGAUCUUUCGGUUUAUGUGGGCUAUUAUAUUUUCAAUGAUUCUCACUGCGCUAGCAGCAUUAUCCGUCUAUACAUUACUUACCGACAAUAAUGAAGAUAUAUUUAGGAUUAUUGACGAAUUUCUUAUCGUUGUUUCUUCAGUAUUUCUAGUGAUUAUCUUAUAUAUUUUCUUUCUAACCAAAAUAAUUAUUCCACGGUUGGUGCAAGAACUAGAUGAUAGUCAGCAAUUCCAGGACAAAAUCAAAAUCAUAGACUUAUUCCGUAGCAAAAAAUCCAAAACAUUUUAUCUUCUUUUAUUAUUGUUUGGAAUUCAGAUAUUGGUGUUUUCUUACUUUCUUGGCAUGAUUUUGAUUAGAAGGUUCGAGAUAAGAAGAACUAAACUGACUGUGUCGGAGAUGGAUAGCAUCAUAGAACUUCUUUACGUUUCCGGAAUCUCCAAGGACGAUUCUUAA
This is a messenger RNA of Acaulospora morrowiae, 1008 nucleotides long. The record is from the annotation of a GenBank genome assembly. Lineage: Eukaryota; Fungi; Glomeromycota; Glomeromycetes; Diversisporales; Acaulosporaceae.